AUGUCUGGCCUCGCAAGCAGGCUUCUCGACGCGGCACUCGAGGAUGGGGACAUGCGCGGCCCGCUGGGCGGCAUGUUCCCCGCCGACCUCCCCGUCCCUUCGUUCGCCGACGCCCUCGCGCCGCUGAGCGACAAGCUGCCAAAGGUCGACCCGAGCAAGGGCCAGCUCGCGAAAAUGGCGUGGAAGAAGGCCGGCAGCAUCCAGGCCCAGUUCCCGUCUCUGACUCGCGACGAGGAGAAGAACCGGCAGGCGGCGAGGCCGUGGCGAGACUUUGUGUGGCUGCUGCUGCACGCGCUGCGCAAGCUGCCGCCGAGCAAGGCGCGCGUCGUCUACCGAGGCAUGUCCGGAUCAGAGCUGGCUGAGGGAGCCGAGCUGCAGUGGUCGGCCUUCUCCAGCACGGCGACUAAGGUUGACGUGAUGGAGGUUUUCCUCCACACGAAGGAGGCCACCGCGGGAGCACGCACCAUGAUCCACCUGGAGCUCACCGAGCCGGUUGGCCGCGACGUCUCUGCCUUCUCCCUCUACCCGCAAGAGUGCGAGGUGCUGCUCCCCCCCAACGUCUGCUUUGAGGUCGUGUCGCACUACAACGCCGGCAGCGGGCUCGUGAUCGUGCGGGAUGGAGUUGCCGGCCGACGCCGAUGA
Messenger RNA from Emiliania huxleyi CCMP1516, 642 nucleotides. RefSeq lists its product as hypothetical. The record is from RefSeq and is a predicted model, not a curated record. Lineage: Eukaryota; Haptophyta; Isochrysidales; Noelaerhabdaceae. The transcript is spliced from 2 exons. The coding region runs from base 1 to 642 and encodes 213 amino acids. Gene Ontology annotation, molecular function: NAD+-protein-arginine ADP-ribosyltransferase activity.